UUUUCUCGAUCUGCAACUCUAGAGCCUAGCAAUUGAUCAUACGAUCUAAUGGAUUUGAAUCGCGAUAUACAUUAAUAAUCGCGAAAGAUCAGCACAUGUUUGCAGCGAAUUGGAGCAGAAUACUGCGAUGCGACGAAAUGCAGCUGAAAUUUCAACCUCGGUCGUACACAGAUUCUGUACGGACUGGUGUGGGGAACUAAUAAAGCCCUGCGCUGAAUCAGAAUGAGAUUGCCACCUGCAUAGUGCAACAGACGGGGAAAAUCUUAUGCCAAGCCACCUGAAGUAUGACGGCUGAAAGCUAUUGCCUACUUUCACCUCCAUGUAAACUUCGUAUGUAUGCAAUUUUGUAAGGGGUAAAUUGAGCGAUCAGCACAAUUCGGUAAAAAGCACCUCCCCUAUUUUAGUCCUGGAAGUUCUCCGAUCGUACAUUAUUUUAUAAUUCGCACGACUGAAAGUUCUAAACAGUCCUAAAAGCUAGGGUUCUUUUAUUUCAACUUCAAUGAUGUGGCCGUUCAAACCCCAAACUUCUAAAACGCAGGAUGAGUACAGAGAACCAAGGUUUUUGGAAUUCCGCUCAUCCCGAUGGUUUAUUGUUAGCACAAUCUGUGUUGCAUCCUUUAGUGACUCUUUCAUAUACGGAGUUGUUAUUCCAGUUCUUCCAAAUGAACUGGAACGUCGGAUUGGAAUUACAGAUGAGGACCUCGAGUUCUGGAAUUCUAUGCUUUUAACAGCAUUCGGCCUUGCCCAAUUAAUAGCGAGUCCGCUUUUUGGCUACUAUGCUGAUCGCAGUUCAUCGCGACGAACACCUUUACUCCUGGGAUUCUUCUCCAAUGCAGCUGCCACGGCUGUCUUAUAUUUUGCACAGAAUGUUUGGAUACUGGCUCUCAGCCGUUUUCUUCAGGGACUCUCGGCAGCUGUAGUAUAUACAGUCGGAUUUGCUCUGCUUGCAGACACUGUUGGCUCGAAGGAUAUUGGACAAUGGAUGGGAUACGUCAUUUCGAGUCUCAACAUUGGAAUGCUGAUCUCCCCAACCAUAGGCGGCAUAAUGUAUGCAGGACUUGGUUAUGGAUCACUAUUCAUCGUAAUGUUUAUUCUUAUUGUGAUCGAUAUCGUUAUGCGUUUGUUCAUGGUUGAGAAAAAAGUUGCCGCGAGGUUGAAAAUAGAUAAGGCUGUAUUUGAAACACACACGUACGGGACUUUUCAGCAAAGUGUUAACAAUGCCAUUUUCGAACAACAAAAUUCGUCUUCACCUUCCACCAGCGACAUAGCCUCUGAGCCACUGCUUGGGAACAGCCAAAAUCAACCUCCACCAGCAGACAACAAGGAGCAUCCAAUAGCCUUAGUAACUCUGUUAAAGUCCCCACGUAUAUGGGCUGAUUUGUACGGUGUUUGGGUGACUGUAUUUCUCCUCGCAAGCUUCGAUGCAGCUCUCCCAAUAUUUGUGGAACGAAAGUUCAACUGGGACUCAACCGGUGCUGGCUUAAUCUUCUUGACGAUAACAUUUCCCAUAUUUUUAGCCCCGAUAGCUGGUAGACUCUCUGAUGUCUAUCCUUCUCGAUGGCUAACAGCAUCAUACUUCAUCUUAUCUGCCGUCUUCACUGUCUUGCUCGUCUUAAUACAAAGAGAUAGCACUGAUCAGAUUGCUGGACUUGCUAUCCUUCUUACACUUUAUGGUGUCGCCAGAGUCUUCGGUUCAUCACCAUUGGGUGCUGACUUGAGUCGAGCUGUAGCAAGUAUGGAGAAAGAGACACCGGGCAUUUUCGGUAAAACGGGAGCUAGCGGUCAAGUUUUCUCCUUAUAUACUAGUGCUAGUGCAGCGGGAGUUCUUGCCGGUCCUGCUUGGACGAGUUACGCUUUUGGAGAAAGAAGUUGGAUAUUUUUUGUUUCCAGUCUUGGAAUCUUGACAGCAACUGUUGCAAUACCAGUUAUCCUAUUCACAGAAUCCGAAAAAUCGGCAAAGAGAAACGACGUAGAAGUGGCGGCUGCAGAAUAG
Molecule: messenger RNA, 1993 nt
Organism: Botrytis porri
Lineage: Eukaryota; Fungi; Ascomycota; Leotiomycetes; Helotiales; Sclerotiniaceae
Exons: 5
Coding region: 500-1993 (497 amino acids)
Biological process (GO): transmembrane transport
Molecular function (GO): transmembrane transporter activity
Source: RefSeq, a predicted model, not a curated record